Molecule: messenger RNA, 1060 nt
Organism: Haliotis rubra (blacklip abalone)
Lineage: Eukaryota; Metazoa; Mollusca; Gastropoda; Lepetellida; Haliotidae
Exons: 3
Coding region: 1-537 (178 amino acids)
Source: RefSeq, a predicted model, not a curated record
AUGAAGUUUGGACUCAGCAGUGAAAAUGGAACUAUUGUCGGUAAUUCCGGAGGAGACAGUCUUGGAUCCAAUGGCAUUGGCACUAACAACUUGGAUAUCAUCCUUGGAUCCAUUUUUCACUAUGUCUGCUUAUUUCCAGAACUCCGUAUUGUCACCCGACGGUGCGGGUCGGAAGGAUGUCCUGUCACUGCCUCCUUCAGGACAGGGCUCUGUGGGUGUGGUUUCGGGCGCAGGUUUGACCCCUCCUCAAAAUCAUGCCUGAAAUCGUGCAGUUCAUACGGGAACGACUACACGCAGUUGACGGGCAUUGCUAUAAAGGGCUACAAUGAGAAAAUACUUGCCAUAUCUGACCCUGACUCCUGUGCAAUAGCUUGUUCAGCUGAAACAUCGUUUGUCUGUACAAUGGCAGAAUCUGUAUUCGGAACGUGUCGCCUGUCCCCAGGGAUUUUUGAAGUGGUAAACAUAACCGAAUUGACCGUGGACGACACAGCAAAUCUCUUUCAACGCCACUGUGCCUUCUUUCAGAAUGGCUUGUAGGCUACUCAGAAGGCAGAAAUAGUGUCAGCCAUGCAAGCAUAUGGUUUGGAUUCAAAGGGUACAAUACUAAUUCAAUAAAUGCAUUAAUUAUGGUAACAAUAGCUAUGCUUUACAAACUGAUUAGUAUUCACUAUGAGGGAACUGAACCACUCUAUCAGCCAUUUCACCCUAAUUCUGACCCCAGCCACUACAAAUAUAACAGGACAAAUUUAGCGGAUCAUGAUUUGGUGCUCCAGACAUGUUUGCACAUGGGUACAUACCAGCAAGUAUGGCUACAAAGUGCGUACUAUUUGUGCGCAUAUUUGGUCAAAGCUUCCAAAAUGCAAAUACCGCAACCGAAGGAAGAGGAGCUUUGGCUAUACUAUCUUCACAACACCACGAAAACAUAAAGUAGUCCAACAUACACAGAGACAAAACCCAUAGUCCAGGAGGAGAAUCUCAAAAGCGGCCUAGAAAUAGGGAUUCGUAGCUUCCCCAGUACUGAUUUUGUUUGACACUAUUUUCAGUUAGUAUGAUGUCUUGG